CCGUGCAGAGAGCGGCUGUAAACAAACCAGCAACAACGCAGGAAAAUCGCAGUAGUUGAUUAAAUCAUCGCUGUGGACCCUUCGUGGUGAACAAUCCUGAUAUUUACAGCAAAGAUGUAAUGUGUCAUGUGAUUUAUGAGCUCAGGGUGUCUUUGAAAAACGCUGAUGGUCAUGAGCAGACAAAUGGACACGUUUGACCGUGUAGCAUCCACUAUUUGGAACCCAGCUGACCAUGGAUGAUUGUGGCUUGAAGGAAGAAGAAUUUGAAGAGGAUAUUUGUCCAAGACAGGAAAUAAAAAGGGAAGAAGAGCCUCAUGACAUCAAACAGGAAGACUCUACAGAGUUGAAACAGGAAGUGAAAGAAGAAAAAGGAGAGCCCAGUGUUCUAGAACGUGUGGAUGCAGCAUUCUCCUCCUGCUGCCCGGUACCUCUUAGGGACGUGAAACUAGAAGAUUCCAAUAAUCUACAUGUGGAUUCCACAGGAACAGCAGCAGAGAUCUCCGUAACAUUACAGGAGGAGGAGGAAGAGGAGAUGGAGGAAGACGAAGAGGAGGAGGACAACGACGACGAAGAAGAAGAAGAGGAGGAGGAGGAGAUGGAGGAUGAAGAGGAGGAGGAGGAGGAGGAGGAGGCGGACGACGACGACGAAGAACUCACACAUACAAGGGAUCCACAAAAGAAGUACUUAAGGACAAUGUGCAAAACUUUGGAGAAAAGAAGAGGAAAACUGACAACUGACAAACCUUUUAACUGUAUAAAAUGUGAGAUGGCAUUCAAACACAUAAAUGAUUUAAGAAUGCACCACAAAACUCACAUUGUAAAGAAUUUUGAGAAGCCUUUUGCAAUGGUCAUUGGAACAGAUGGUUUCUGGACAUAUCAGUGUACUACAUGUGGAGAGGUCUUUUCAUCCAGAUGCAAUCUCCAAAUUCACCAGAGAAGUCUGUGUACUACGUGUGGAGAAGCCUUUUCAUGCAGGUGGAAACUCAACGUGCACCAGAGAACCCAUCCUAGAGUAAAGGCUUCUACACACAAAAGCCAGAAAACCCAUACUUGGGAAAAGCCUUAUCGCUGUGGCACAUGUGGAAAAAGCUUUACAGAGAAUGGUCAGCUCAGAAAACACCAGAGAACACAUACUGGGGAAAGGCCUUACCAUUGUAGCACAUGUGGAAUGAGCUUUACAUACAAAAGUAAUCUCAAUGUUCACCAGAGACUCCAUACUGGAGAAAGACCAUUCCAAUGUAGCACAUGUGGAAAGGGUUUUACAAGAAGAAAUCAUCUCAAAAGUCAACUGAGACUCCAUACUGGAGAAAGGCCUUAUCAGUGUACUACACGUGGAAAGGGCUUUAGAAACAAUAGUCAUCUCAAAAGUCAUAUGGGAACCCAGGCAAGAGAAAAGCCUUACCAGUGUAGCACAUGUGGACAGGCCUUUGCAUUCAAAAGCCCUCUAGCUCGCCAUCAGAAGACCCAUAUUGGAGAAAAGCCUUAACAGUGUAACACAUGUGGACAGGCCUUUGCACAUGUACCUUUUCCUUCUUCUCCCCUUUCUUCUGCACAUGGUCCAUGGUAUUUGGUGUUUGACUGUGUGUUGGAGGCAUGCUGUGUUUGUAUGAAGUUCAGGUUUAUACUGUGAGAUUUGAAUUAUGGUGUGGUAAUGUGAGGUUUUGUAGUGUUUGGCUGUGUGUGUGUGUUUGAUCUGAUUCACUGAUUAUGAAAGUAAUAAAGCUAGACCGAUAUAUACAGUAUAUAUCGGUAUCAGGCCGAUAUUUGCAUUUUUUAAAAAUGUAUCGUAUCGGCCGAUACGCAAUAUUUAUUAUUUUAUGUCAUUUGUUUUUUUUUAAAUGCACCAAGACACUUUUUUAUUACUUGAUCGUUAGACAUUACUUGAUUGUUAGAGUGGGUGUUUAAAUGUUACAAGUUCUACCUCAAUUUGAUAAUGUUAAAGGAAUGUUUAUUUUUAAGACCUGGAAUAUUUGUCAUUUUUUAACCUUUUUUUAACCCAUAUCGGCCCCAAAUAUCGGGUAUCGGAAAUUGGGUAUCGGCCAAGGGUGAUGAACUAAAAUCUGUAUCGCAUCGGCCAUUAAAAAACCUGUAUUGGUCGACCCCUAGAAAGUAAUGAAGUCAGAGUUUUAAAAAAAGGCUAAAGAAAAAGUAUAUAGGCCAACUACUGUAUAUAUAGCCUACUAUGUAUUGUACACUGCCUUUAAAAUCAAGAGAUCAUUUGAAUAGAACCUGUGUAGCAGGUCAUAUUGAACCCAUGACAUCAGACUUGUGAUCCAUCAACAUUCAGGAACAGAUUAUAACUAGAAGAAUUCAGAUAGCGCAGACCUCGGCCAAGGAAGCUACUUGAUACAUUUGACCAUUUUGCACCCUAAGUCAUAGGUGGCUAACCCGCGGCUCUUUGCCUGGUGUCGUGCGGCUCUUGCGUUCAUGUCCAAGUUUGUGUUUAUGUCCCAUAGGCAAUAUGCAUUGGAAUUGCGCACGAAGUUGAUUAAAACAUAUGGCAAAUAAGAGCCCUGUGGUCUUGGUACUGUAGUAGGCCUUGCCUAGAUGUGUCCUGAAUGAUAACUUUGGUGUGUGACAAUUGUUACUGCAUUGGCCCAAAUACAAGACGUGAUUUAAGCCUAGGUCUAAAAAUAGCGCUUUAAAAAGUGACCGUGUCUUUCGCUGACUAGACAAAAUAGCGGCAAAAAAUGUUUCAACCUGAAAGAUUUGGCCAUCACUCCUCAAGACAAUACAACUGUCAAUAAGGUCAAGAAAAUGUACUGUCCAUAUUUGUAGAUUCUAUCGCUAGGAUAUGGCGGUAAUAAAUGUGCAAAUGAUUAUCUGCUCAAGAGAGACGCGUCUGUCUGGAGCAGAUGCGCCGAGAAUCUAUGUUCUGCAUAGCCAUCUCUCUGUUAGAAGG
Engraulis encrasicolus (European anchovy) is the source of this 2902-nucleotide messenger RNA. Its product is annotated as zinc finger protein 23-like. Bases 233 to 1486 code for a protein of 417 amino acids. Gene Ontology annotation, biological process: urogenital system development; regulation of transcription by RNA polymerase II; embryo development. Gene Ontology annotation, cellular component: nucleus. Gene Ontology annotation, molecular function: DNA-binding transcription factor activity, RNA polymerase II-specific; RNA polymerase II transcription regulatory region sequence-specific DNA binding. The transcript has 6 exons. NCBI's taxonomy places the organism in Eukaryota, Metazoa, Chordata, Actinopteri, Clupeiformes, Engraulidae. The record is from RefSeq and is a predicted model, not a curated record.